AUGCGGACCAACGCGUUCAUGGACUACCUGAAGGACUUCCACAAGCAGCUCGGCGGGCUUGGCUUGCUGGACGGGAAGCCGCAUAUCCUCGUGCUCGGAGAUGGACUCGCCUCACGCGUGGUGGUGACCUCGGACGCCAUCAGGCUGGCCGUGGACCUCAACAUCGUUCUCUUCCAGCUCCCCCCCCCACACUUCGCACAUCACCCAGCCCUUGGACGUCGGAAAUUUCAAGCGAGAGGUGACGAAAGUGCUGUCAAGCUCCCGCCUCAAGAACGGCGGGAUACUGCCGCGGAAAAACGACGUGCCAGGGGCAAUCGCAGAGCUCUGCGCUUGGAAAUCGAGCUUUUCACCGGAGCGGAGCAGAACAAGGCAUCAUUCGCCGCCGCGGAGCUAUGGCCAGUGAACAAGGACCGGGCGAUAAGCCGACUAUGGGGAACGGCAAAGAGAAAAACGCGGCCAACCGAUCGCCCACCCCUGGAGGAUGUCAGCAUCGUUGCUUCAAUCCAGGAACUCGAAGAAUCUCUCGGCGGGGCGGCCGUCAAAGACCUGGAGGUGAAUGGGCAUCUCGUCGUGGGGGUCAAGGCAAGUGCGGUGAUGGUCGGGGGGCUCUUGAACAGGUGA
Molecule: messenger RNA, 621 nt
Organism: Ectocarpus sp. CCAP 1310/34
Lineage: Eukaryota; Phaeophyceae; Ectocarpales; Ectocarpaceae
Source: the annotation of a GenBank genome assembly